AUGAGCCUACAAUAUCCUCUUUUGUUUCCAUAUGGUGAGUAUGGUUUCCACCCCGAGAUCCCAUUACAUCUUGAGACAGGCACUUCAAGAACAAGGCAAUUCCUGACCAUCCGCCAGUUCUAUGCUGCUCAAAUACAGACCCGUCUUAAGCAAGGGCUGACAUUGAUUAAGGGCGGUCGUCUACUCCAUCAGUAUAUUGUUGAUAUUUAUACAGCAAUUGAGGAAGAUCGACUAAGGUGGGCAAGGAAUAAUCAAGAUAUUCUGAGAGCUGAGCUUUACAAUAAUGUACUCGACGCUGUUUGCAAGGGUGAUACAGAUGCUAAAAUUAUUGGUCAGAGGUUCAUACUGCCACCAAGUUUCACCGGGGGACCCAGAUACUUAGUUGAGAAAUACCAUGAUGCAAUGGCUAUUUGCAGAGAAUAUGGGAAUCCAGAUUUGUUUAUUACGAUGACGGCCAAUCCGAACUGGAAAGAGAUUAAAGAGCAUCUUGCGAAAUACGGUGGAGAAUCUCCCAACGAUAGACCAGACAUCGAAUGUCGGGUCUUUAAGAUGAAGUUGGACCAGCUACUCAAGGAUUUCAAAAAAGGUACUUACUUCAAGCCAUACACAGCUGCUCUACACAGGAUAGAGUUUCAGAAAAGAGGACUCCCUCAUGCACAUAUACUAUUGUGGUUUGGAAACUCUUCCAGAACACCAAGUGCAGAGGAAGUAGAUGAGAUUAUCUCAGCUGAGCUUCCCAACAAGGAAGAAGACCCAGAAGGUUACAAUUUAGUAACAAAACACAUGAUUCAUGGUCCAUGUGGUCUUAUUAAUCCAAAGUCACCAUGUAUGGAGAAUAAUGUGUGCACGAAAAAGUUUCCUCGGGCGUAUAAUAACAAUACUUUGAUUGACAAAUCAGGGUAUGUAUUGUAUCGUCGGCGCCAGAACGAAAAUGCAUCUGCAUUAAAAGAUGGAACAAUCGUAAACAACAAUUUUGUUGUACCUCAUAACAUUAACCUCUUGAAGAAGUACAAAGCACAUAUUAAUGUUGAAUGGUGUAAUCGGACAAGUGCCGUGAAGUACUUAUUCAAGUACAUAACCAAGGGUGUUGACAGAGCUUCUGCAGUUAUUGAACAGGGAAAUACGGGAGCUUUAUCCACAGGGGCCUCUGGUGAACCAAAGGAAAGAGUUAUCAAGCAACGGAAUGAGAUCCAAGAAUUCAUCGAUGCACGAUACUUAUCCGCUUGUGAAGGUAUGUGGCGGACGUUUGCAUUCCACAUACACAAAAGGAAGCCAUCAGUUGAGAAGCUUAUCAUCCACUUAGAAGGUGAACAUAACAUCACUGUUAAGGAAACUGAUAACCUCGGGCGUGUAGUCCGCAAGCCAGGUAUCGAGAAGACGAUGUUCACUGAAUGGAUGGUCCUAUGCAGAAGAUCAGCAUUUGCACGGACAUUAACUUAUGUGCAAAUUCCGCAAUAUUUCGUGUGGAACAACAGUAGCAAAGUCUGGACUGAACGUAAGAAAGGAAAAGCAAUUGGGAGAAUCGUAGCUGUCCACCCAUCGUCAGGCGAUCGUUACUACCUAAGGAUUCUCAUAAAUAAGAUUAAGGGUCCUCGAAGUUAUGACGAGCUCAAAACGUUUAACGAUGUUAAAUACCCAGAUUUCAAAUCGGUUUGCUACGCACGAGGAUAUCUGGACAAUGAUGUUGAAUGGAUCGAGAGUAUGUCAGAGCCUGCUAGAUCGGCUACGCCAUUUCAACUUCGGGAUAUGUUUGUUACAUUCCUGAACCACUGCUUUGUUGCAAGCCCUAGGAAAUUAUGGGAACACUCCUGGAAAUCAAUGAGUGAUGACAUACUUCGCAAGAGGCAAAGACUCUUGGGUCACUCAAAUCUAGAACUGGACGAUGAGACCCUUGAGCAAUACACUUUAAUUGAAGUGGAAAAGUUGCUGCGGAAGCAUGACCGCUCAAUAAGUGAUAUUAAAGAUAUGCCUAAGAUCAAACCUGUUUUGCUAAAGAAAUUGGGUAACAGUUUGUGGACCCAAGAAUUGGAUUAUGAUGUCGCAGAGGAAACAUUAAGACAUGACACACAGUUUACCCUUCUUAAUGCUGAUCAACGUGCGAUUUAUGAUUCAGUUUUAGACUCCGUUGAUAAAAAGUCUGGAAAGCUAUUCUUUGUUAAUGGCGCAGGUGGUACGGGAAAAACAUUCCUAUACCAAACCAUUAUAUCCAGACUUCGUUCAAAAAAACAAAUCGUCCUACCGGUUGCUUCUUCAGGGAUAGCCGCAUUGCUCUUACCUAACGGAAGAACAGCUCAUUCCCGCUUCAAUAUUCCUUUGAAGCUUUCUGAAGAUAAGUUAUGCAACAUCAAACCAGGAACAAUGCUGGCUGAGUUAAUUGAGAAAACGGACCUCAUAAUUUGGGAUAAGGCGCCUAUGACUCAUAAGCAUGCUUUUGAAGCACUAGAUAAGACUUUGAAGGAUAUAAUGUCGAGGAAAAAUCCUCCCGCAAAGGAAAUGACUUUUGGUGGAAAGACAAUUUUGUUGGGUGGUGAUUUUAGACAGAUUUUACCAGUAAUUCCUCAAGGUAGUAGAGCUGAUACUGUCUUAGCUUCAAUAAGUCAUUCCUAUCUGUGGGAUAGCUGCAUCAAGUUUACUUUAAAAGUAAACAUGCGAGUCAAUCAGGACGAAAAAGAGUUCUCAGAGUGGCUUCUCAAGGUCGGAGAAGGUCAAUCACAAUCAUCAGAAGAAGAUGAGGAUGAUGGUUACCAUGAGCAAAUGAUAACUGUUGACGACUCAUUGGUUCACCAGACUACGGAUGAUCCUUUAAAACAAGUUGUGAGUGCUGCAUAUGGAGACAUCAACAAAUUAAAUAUCUCUACGAGCUCCUACACUGAUAGAGCUAUCCUCACUCCCCGAAAUGAGACAGUUGAUGAAAUCAAUGCGUACACAAUCUCCAACCCAGACGGAGAUUCGAGAGAUUACUACAGCUGCGAUAGCUUUGAAAUUUCCGAUACUCAAUCUGAUCAAAAUGAUGCUCUUUACGCGAUUGAGUAUCUCAAUGCUUUGGAGUUCUCAGGAUUGCCUUCUCACAAGCUCACUCUUAAAGUCGGGGCCCCAGUUAUGCUUCUGCGAAACAUAAACCAAACAAAAGGAUUAUGCAAUGGUACCCGUAUGAUUCUAAACUACGUAGGCGAACGAGUGCUUAUGGCAGACAUAAUAACUGGCUCACACGCUGGACAAGAAGUUUUGAUCCCAAGGAUUGUUCUCCUGCAUGAUGACACAAAGCUACCAUUCACCUUACGUCGUAGGCAAUUCCCUAUCAGAUUGUGUUACGCAAUGACAAUCAACAAAAGUCAAGGACAAAGCUUAAAGGAGGUUCUUUUAUAUCUGCCUAAACCAGUCUUCGCGCAUGGGCAACUAUAUGUGGCCCUCUCACGUGUAACAAGCAAAUCAGGACUAACAAUCAUUAAAGCCGAAGACCAUCAUCCACAAAAGGUGAAGAACAUAGUAUACAAGGAGAUCUUCAAUCGUCUCCGCACCCAUGAAAGUAAGUAA
Molecule: messenger RNA, 3534 nt
Organism: Brassica rapa (field mustard)
Lineage: Eukaryota; Viridiplantae; Streptophyta; Magnoliopsida; Brassicales; Brassicaceae
Biological process (GO): DNA repair; telomere maintenance
Molecular function (GO): DNA helicase activity
Source: RefSeq, a predicted model, not a curated record